CAAGAGGAAGGAAGUAGCACACAAUCUAAAAGGGGGCCAAAAAGAAACUUAGAAGAAAAAGGAAAGAAAAGAAAGAAUUAUCAAGAAGAAAAAGGAACAAGAGAAAAAAAAAUCUACAGAAAUGGUAAAUGCAGAAGAUAUACAAUGUGUUAUUGGAAUACUGUACCUUGAUGGAAAGAAAAUCAUAGCAGUAAAGUUAUCCAAUGGGACGGAAAAACUAGUAAAAGAAAGCAAGGAGCAGUUUUGUCAAGAAUUGACAUUGAAAUUUCUUCAAGCUGAAAUAGAAAAAAAUCAUACAUCUUUGUGCAACAAAAGAAGUGAUGAUACAAGACGUUUCCCAGUAGCAAGCGCUAUAAACAAUUUAUUGCCUUUCGCCUCACAACAGAAAAAUGUGAAUGCAUACCGCAAAAGUCAAAUAAGUAUGCUCAAGAAAAAUAAGGACACUAGCAACAGUAUAAACAUUAAAAUUGAAUAAUGUUUUACAUCAUUGUGAUAUGACUACAAAAAUUUCACUUCACAGAGAAAAGAUUUUUCUAGGAUUGCUUUUACUUGCAAUUUUAUCAUCAAUACUAUUAUAUUUUUGAGUUAUUUUUAGAAAUGAAAAAUGAAAAUAUAUUUUUAAUGUCAUACAAAUUUGAACUAUUUUAUUUAUUAUUGAACACAUAUAAACUUCAUGAACUAG
This is a messenger RNA of Uloborus diversus, 682 nucleotides long. RefSeq lists its product as uncharacterized. The record is from RefSeq and is a predicted model, not a curated record. The coding region runs from base 122 to 475 and encodes 117 amino acids. NCBI's taxonomy places the organism in Eukaryota, Metazoa, Arthropoda, Arachnida, Araneae, Uloboridae. The transcript has 5 exons.